AUGGAUAAAUUUUCAGAAAACUUAAAAAAUAUAAAAUUAUUAAAGUUAAAAUAUCAAACAAAUAAGAGUUUGUCUAAUACAAGUGAGAUGCACUCACUUAUAAAUUCAAAUGAUAAAUUAGUUGAAACAGGAAAUAUUAAAAACAAAAUACUUUCACAAUACAUUGAUGAAAGAAGGGAAUGUAUAAACAUCUUUGUUACAAAACAAAUGGAGGCUUUAAGAAGAAAAAAUGCACUGCAAAAUAUUGAAGAAGAUGCUGAACAUUUUAUACGAUUAAAUGAAUACAUAAAAAUAUUACUUGAAGAAAAUGCGAAUCCAGUAGAUAAUUUACUGUGUAACUUAGAAAAUUCAGAAAUAUAUUUGGAAGAAAGUAAUAAAAAUCUAGAAAGAUACAAGAAACGGUGGUUAAAAUGUUCUACACUUAAAAAAAUAGGAAGAAUUCUACUAUUAUUAAUAUUUGUAUUAUAUCUAUGCAAAAUUAUUUCGAUGUUUAAUUAA
Vairimorpha ceranae is the source of this 498-nucleotide messenger RNA. RefSeq lists its product as hypothetical. The record is from RefSeq and is a predicted model, not a curated record. The coding region runs from base 1 to 498 and encodes 165 amino acids. The transcript has a single exon. Lineage: Eukaryota; Fungi; Microsporidia; Nosematidae.